This is a messenger RNA of Laetiporus sulphureus 93-53, 3524 nucleotides long. RefSeq lists its product as uncharacterized. Gene Ontology annotation, cellular component: nucleus; cytoplasm. The transcript is spliced from 17 exons. The record is from RefSeq and is a predicted model, not a curated record. Gene Ontology annotation, molecular function: small GTPase binding; nuclear export signal receptor activity. Bases 60 to 3284 code for a protein of 1074 amino acids. Lineage: Eukaryota; Fungi; Basidiomycota; Agaricomycetes; Polyporales; Laetiporaceae. Gene Ontology annotation, biological process: ribosomal small subunit export from nucleus; ribosomal large subunit export from nucleus; protein export from nucleus.
UUCGCCAUCGACCAUCGCAGCGACAAGGAUUGUACGCGUUCAUCGAUCAUUCUGCUGCCAUGGAGGGCAUUUUGGACUUCUCCAAAGAGUUCGAUGUCUCGCUCAUGGACAAGGUGGUCAUCGCCCUGUACUCCGGUGCAGGACAGGAGCAACAAAUGGCACAGCAAGUCUUGACGCAUUUCCAAGAGCAUCCCGACUCAUGGACGCGUGUUCCGGAUAUUAUGGAGCAUGCAACCUUCCCCCAAACGAAAUUUAUCGGUCUGCAGAUUCUCGAGAGACUGAUCAAUACGAGAUGGAAGUCGUUGCCCGACGAGCAGCGGCAGGGCAUCCGGAACUUCAUCGUCGGGGUUACUGUCAAAGUGUCAUCGGAUGAAGCUACCAUGCGGAGAGAAAAAACGUAUCUCGGGAAGUUAAACCUGGCGCUCGUGGACAUUCUCAAACAAGAAUGGCCACACAAUUGGCCGACGUUCAUCACGGAACUCGUAGAAUCUUCCAAAACGAACCUCUCUCUGUGCGAGAACAAUAUGGUGAUCCUCAAGCUCUUAUCGGAAGAGAUUUUCGACUACUCCGCGGAGCAGAUGACUCAAGCCAAAGUCAAGAACCUCAAGAACCAAAUGUGUGGAGAGUUUUCGGAGAUUUUCAAGCUGUGCUCGGAGAUUCUCGAGGAGGCGCAAAAGACGUCCCUGAUCAAGGCGACUCUCGAGACUCUGCUGAGGUUCUUAAACUGGAUUCCUCUUGGUUAUAUCUUCGAGACGACCAUCAUCGAUUUGCUGCUCAAUCGGUUCCUCGAGGCACCCGAGUUCCGCAACAUUACCCUCAAAUGUCUAGCGGAGAUUGCUUCCCUGAACGUUGGACCGGAGUACGACCCAAAAUUCGUGAUCCUGUUUGCGAUGGUCAUGACUUCUGUGAACCGAAUGAUACCUCCAAGCACAAAUAUCGCACAAGCAUAUGCAAACGCGGGUGACGCCGGCCAAGAACUCGUCCUCAAUCUAGCGCUGUUCUUGUCAAAUUUCUUGUCGAAUCAUCUUCGUGCAGUCGAAACGGAGGAGAACCGAGAUGUCUUGCUGAAUGCACACUUGUAUAUGGUCAAGAUAUCGCAGGUGGAUGAAAGGGAGAUCUUUAAGAUUUGCUUGGAAUACUGGUCGAAGCUGGUGGCUGAGCUAUUCGAGGAAAUCCAGAGUCUGCCGAUCGGCGAGAGUGGGCUGUUGAUGGGCCUCAGUCUGGGAGGCUCCACUCAAAACAUGCUCAACGGCAUGGCGCUGCGCAAGAACAUAUAUAGCGAUGUGCUAUCAAACCUGCGCCUUGUCAUGAUCGAGAAGAUGGUCAAGCCCGAGGAGGUUCUCAUCGUUGAGAAUGAAGAAGGCGAAAUCGUUCGCGAGUUCAUGAAGGAAAGCGACACCAUCGUCCUCUAUAAGCAGAUGCGAGAGCUGCUUGUGUAUCUCACUCACCUCGACGUCAAUGACACGGAAAACAUCCUUACGGAGAAGCUCGCAAAGCAGGUCGACGGCACGGAAUGGUCGUGGCAGAACUUAAACACGCUUUGCUGGGCCAUCGGUUCGAUAUCGGGUGCUAUGAAUGAGGAGACGGAGAAGCGAUUCCUUGUGACCGUCAUCAAGGAUUUGUUGGGCCUUUGUGAAAUCAAGCGGGGUAAGGACAACAAGGCAGUUGUUGCGUCCGACAUCAUGUACAUCGUCGGUCAAUAUCCUCGCUUCCUCAAGGCACAUUGGAAGUUCCUGAAGACUGUCGUUAACAAGCUCUUUGAAUUCAUGCACGAGACACAUGAAGGUGUCCAGGAUAUGGCAUGCGAUACGUUUAUCAAAAUCGCGCAAAAGUGUAGGAGGCAUUUCGUCAUGCAACAGUCUGGAGAACAGGAGCCUUUUGUGGAUGAGAUUCUACGUCUUUUGCAUAGAAUCACUGUGGAUCUCUCGCCGCAACAGGUGCACACUUUCUAUGAAGCUAUUGGAUAUAUGAUCUCGGCACAGCCCAACAAGCCUCAGCAAGAGAAGCUGAUCGCCAAGCUGAUGGAACUUCCUAACAAUGCGUGGGACUCCUUGAUGUCUCAGGCCGCGCAGCAAGUAGAUGUCUUGGCUCAUGAUGAGAAUGUCAAGAUUCUAGCGAACGUGUUAAAGACCAACGUUGCUGCUUGCACGUCGAUCGGCAGCUUCUAUCUCCCGCAAAUUGGCAGAAUCUAUCUCGAUAUGCUCGGACUGUACAGGGCGGUCAGCACCAUCAUCAGCGAGAGCGUGGUGCGAGACGGCGUUAUUGCGACGAAAACACCCAGGAUUCGGCACCUGCGCACUAUAAAAAAGGAGAUUUUGAAGCUUAUGGAAACAUUUAUCAAGAAAGCUGAGGACCUCGAGACUGUGAACGCCAACUUCAUGCCGCCUCUUCUGGAGGCCAUUCUCGGCGAUUACAACCGUAACGUACCCGCCGCGAGAGAUGCCGAGGUGUUGAACGUCAUGGCGACUAUCAUCGACCGACUAGGCUCUUUGUUGACGCCGCAAGUUCCUGCAAUACUAGAUGCUGUGUUUGAGCCAACGUUGAACAUGAUCAACCAAGAUUUCGCAGAGUUCCCUGAACACCGUGUCGGGUUCUUCAAGUUGCUGCGUACAAUUGACCAACACUGCUUCCCAGCCCUGCUCACGGUUCCUCCUGGACAAUUCAAGCUUUUCAUUGACAGCAUCAUCUGGGCGGUCAAGCAUACCAUGCGAGAUAUUGCUGAGACGGGGCUCAAUCUAUGCCUGGAGGUUAUCAACAACUUCGCAAGCGCCGACCCUGCAGUCUCGAAUGCCUUCUUCCAGCAGUAUUUCCUGCUCAUCAUGCAAGAUAUAUUCUAUGUGCUCACCGACACCGACCACAAGAGUGGCUUCAAGCUGCAGUCCCUGCUGUUAGCGAGAAUGUUCCAACUGGUGGAGACGAAUCAGAUCACUGUUCCGCUGUUCGAUCCGGCCAGUGUACCGGAUCCGGCGAUGACCAACGCUGUUUUCUUACGCGAGUAUCUCUCCGGUCUUUUGAAGUCAGCGUUCCCUCAUGUACAAAGCACGCAAAUCACGAGUUUCGUGCUUUGCCUUGGAGAAUCCCAUAGUGACAUCAACCGCUUCAAACUUGCUCUUCGUGACUUCCUUGUGCAGCUCAAGGAGUUCUCGGGUGACAAUGCAGAACUUUAUUUGGAGGAGAAGGAAGCGGAAGCUCAACGCAAGGCGCAGGAGGAGCGCGAAGCCGCAAUGCGCAUUCCGGGCAUGUUGAAGCCAUCGCAAUUAGAGGACAAAGACGAAGAUAUUUGAAGGACCGCACGACUUCACACCAUUGUAUGAUAGACUUUGCUGUCUUCUGCUACCAUUGGUUCCAAGUGCAUCGUAAUGUAUCGCUCUGUUCUCCCUCCCCCUCCCCGAACCCCCUCCUUGCCUAACUACCCUUCUGUGUCGUCUGUCAGCAGUAGUGUAUAAUCGAGCUAUCGUCAUCUGGCUGUUCCCGCAUUUAUCUGUCAUGUACUAUUAGCUUACACCAGGAAUAACAGAAGAGGA